CCGGAGCAAUAAUAACCACAGCAGGCUGGAUCUGUGUAUCCGACCAGAAAAGACCCAGGAAAGUUUGAUAGCUCGCAGUAUCGAAGUGUUUAUCACCAGCCUGUAACGACAGCCUAACGCGAGCUCAGCCCUGAGCGGCAGAAACCGCUUUAAAUUUCAUUUUUUAAAUAUAAUAAACGUUUUAAACGUCUGACAGAGCGACGCGCAUUAGCUAGCGUAGCUUAGCUUAGCAAGCUAAUAAUUUAGCCAGCCAGCUAGCUGACCUAACGCUAGCUGUCCUGGCUAGCUAACCUAGCUAGCUGGCUACCAUGUAGUUAAUGGUACCAAAAUAAUGUGCUGAAUAUAACGAAUUAACGAAUUAGCUAAAAGACUGGCCAUGCGAUCCUUACGUGCUGGAGUUCACUGCGUGGGAACAGUCGGGUUUUACACAGGAGGUCUAAAGUUGGUGUUCCCUCACCAUUCUUGGUCCUGGGAGCUUUAAACCAGCCCAGUAAACACAAGGAACGGCAGGGUGGCAAUAACAGCCAUAUGAUGGAGGGUUAUGACCUUUAGCAGGCAGAAGUACAGCCAUGGAAGAGGUUGACCAAGCUGUUUCUGUAAUGAAAACUGAAAGCCAGCAGGACGGGGCCAUAGUGCAGGGGGCUGUGGUGUUUACUGAGCUUCUGGAAGUCAAGACUGAGCUUCUAGAAGAGAAGACUGAGCUUUCAAACCCGAAGAUUGAGCUUCACAGUAGUGAAGAGAUAACUUGGUUAAUGGUUCAGGAAGGUGAGUCAACUUCCUCUGAUUGUGGAGCUACCUCAGACCUUCAGGAGAUGGGUUCUGCCUCAGGGGAAGAAGGAGAAGGAGAGGGCAGUGAGGCCUCGGACGCACUCGGGACCGGAGUAUCACCUGCCAGCAAGGGAUCGUGGGAUACAAGUCUUCAGAAUGGGGAUGAAGCUGACGUAGAUAAACAACCGAAGAACAGCAGCCCUUCUGUAACAGGCAGCACAUUUUCAGACCCGAUGCACAUGCCCUCUCUCUCACUGUCUGACCAGCUGAGGUUGGGUCGUGAUGAGACUGACGGUACAGGACUGAAUGUGGAGUGCAGAAUAUGUGGGGACAAAGCUUCAGGUUUCCACUAUGGUGUUCAUGCCUGUGAAGGUUGCAAGGGAUUUUUCAGACGCACCAUUCGCAUGAAGUUAGAAUACGACCGUUGCGAGCGCACCUGCAAAAUCCAAAAGAAGAGUCGCAAUAAGUGCCAAUAUUGCCGCUUCCAGAAGUGCCUGGCUCUUGGCAUGUCCCAUGACGCUAUUCGGUAUGGGCGUAUGCCCGAGGCAGAGAAGAAGAAGCUAGUGGCAGGGCUGCUGGAAGGAGAAAAGAGUCUGCUAAACCCAGGAGGCUCUGACCUCAAGACUUUAGCCAAGAACGUCAAUAAAGCCUACCUGAAGAACCUCAUUAUGACCAAGAAAAAGGCACGAAGCAUCCUCACCGGCAAGACCAGCUGCACAUCGCCCUUUGUCAUUCAUGAUAUGGACUCACUUUGGCAAGCAGAGAAUGGUUUAGUCUGGAACCAGUUGAAUGGUUCCCCCUUAAACAAAGACAUUGGAGUCCAUGUGUUUUACCGCUGCCAGUGUACUACAGUGGAAACUGUUCGGGAGCUGACAGAAUUUGCCAAAAAUAUUCCCGGCUUUGUUGAUCUCUACCUCAAUGAUCAGGUAACCCUGUUAAAGUAUGGUGUCCAUGAGUCCAUUUUUGCAAUGCUGCCAUCUCUAAUGAAUAAAGAUGGACUUCUGGUAGCCAAUGGGAAAGGCUUUGUUACGAGAGAGUUUCUGCGCAGCCUACGCAAACCCUUCAGUGAAAUAAUGGAGCCGAAGUUUGAAUUUGCGGUCAAGUUUAAUGCCCUGGAGCUGGAUGACAGUGAUUUGGCUUUGUUUGUGGCAGCCAUUAUAUUGUGUGGAGACCGUCCUGGACUCAUGAACGUGAAGCAGGUGGAGCAGAUCCAGGACAGUAUCCUCCAGGCCCUGGACCAGCACCUGCAAGUACACCAUCCUGACUCGCCCCACCUCUUCCCCAAACUGCUGCAGAAGAUGGCUGACCUCCGGCAACUGGUUACCGAGAACGCACAGCUGGUCCAAAUGAUUAAAAAGACUGAAUCUGAGACGUCCCUCCAUCCACUGCUACAAGAAAUCUACAAGGACAUGUAUUAGGUCUUCUGGCUUAGUGGACUUUUCACAUAAAAUAAGAGACAUGUAUAUGUAUACAGGUCUAUAUGGUGCUGUAUACACCAUCGAAUCUUUAUAUAGACUGCUAAGGACUUUUACAAAUACUGUGUUUGAAAACUGACCUAUUUUUCUUGGGAAGAAGGUUUCUGGGGUUUAUUUUUUUGUUUUGUUUUGUUCCUUAAAUCUUUAAUUGUGUGGAAGGUCAUUUUCAUUUAAUUUUCCACCUGAAUAUGACAGUAUUCAGUCUGAGAAUUGUUGUGUAGACACACUUUUUUCCUAAAUAGUUUUGUGUAAUGGCCUGCUCAUGAGCCACAAGUAUUUAAUUCAAUACCAGAGUGUUAUGGAUUCUUAGACAGCUGGGAACAUUGCUAGAAUUAAACUUCCUCAGUUGAUGGCUAGGCACUUGUCUGUUGUUCAGUUAUAAUAGGAUCAGUCUACAUGACUUUUAGAAUUGUCAGGAUGUUUUCAUUCUCACACUAUAGACUCUUGUAACCAGGAAUGUUUUAGUGGGCGUGGUUUCCCACUGAUCAGCGACACAGAUCAUGAUUUUUAUGAUCUUUCACAUAGAGGAACCCACGGUGAGUCUCUCCAAACGACUUGAAAAUUGAGCUUAAAAUUGUGUAAUGUAGUGUGAACUUAAGGUUAGUGAAAGUACUACUACCCUGUGUGAAAUCAGGAAUAUUGUCCGUAUUCAGCUUCAGACCAUCAUCUUCAUUUAUCAUCUCAUCGAGUGACCUGCUUUUCAUUUGCUGUGUAACAUGAUUUUGAGGUUCGAGUAGAACCUAUAUGCAAACUAUACAUCACAGAACAUUAUUGAGCUAAUAUAUGCCUCCAAGUCUAAGUACUGUCCAUUUUGAUGUAAACAUUUUUUUAUUUCAUUUUGAAGAUUUUAGUUAAUGUAUUUUAAUGAGUUUGGUGGAUUAAAGAAACUAUUAUCUACACUAUAUGUCCAAAUGUUUGUGGACACCCAUUCAAAUGAAUACGUUCAGCUACUGUUUCAUUUACACAAGUAUAGUCUUUAGAGUAUGACUCUGGAGCAGAUAAAAAUGAACAUUUUGACCCUUGAUUUAAAAAAAAAAAAAAAACAUGAAAUAGCAGGUGUCCCAAUACGUUUGUCCAUGUAGUGUAUUUGAAAUAUAUUUUUUCACUUGCGACAAAGAAUUACUCAAAAGCUCAAAAAGUGAUACUGUUUAAAGGGGUUUUGAUUGUAUGCACAAAAGCUUUCACUUUAUAGUGCUUUUCCUGAAGUGUUAUCAUUACAAAAUAUAUAUAAAUAUAUAUAUUUAGAAGGCACUCAGUAUCCAUUUCAGACCAAGUCAUUAAGCUAAGCGUCUCAGUGAAUAGCAGCAGCAUGUCAAAAUUCUGAAAAUACAUAUAUUAUAUUAUUUGGGUUGAAAGUGCACUAUAUUUUUAUGCAGGAUGUUUUUAUUCCAAUGCUAAUGAUGUUAUGAAUGCAAACAUGCUUUAAAACUCUCUGGUUUUGAAACAUUUAUUUUUGAUCGCAAUUGUUACAAAAGAACGUCUUUGUUUGAAACAAAGCCUUUUCUUUUUUUAGUCGGCCUAUAAUACUAGUAUGUGAAUUCUCCCUAACCACGUUAACCAUGUGUUUGUCUCAAGUACUGCCCCAAAGAUUGUUUAGAUUAUUUAGACAUUAACUCUGCAGAUAUGAGAUUGGCUGUAUGACACAACCAAAUUCAUAUCUGUUGAUCAUUUCACCUAAUAAAUGUUUCGAUUGACGUUUUUUUUUUUUUUGUAUGUAUGAAGGCAUCUAAGAUGUUUCAGUAUAUUCCUAUAAUUUAGACUUUUGCUGCUGUAAAGCUGAAGAGCACAAUACAAAUGAUCUGUAUAAUCAA
Messenger RNA from Astyanax mexicanus (Mexican tetra), 4054 nucleotides. It is a transcript of the gene ppardb, whose product is annotated as peroxisome proliferator-activated receptor delta b. The transcript is spliced from 8 exons. Gene Ontology annotation, molecular function: nuclear receptor activity; zinc ion binding; RNA polymerase II cis-regulatory region sequence-specific DNA binding. NCBI's taxonomy places the organism in Eukaryota, Metazoa, Chordata, Actinopteri, Characiformes, Acestrorhamphidae. Bases 570 to 2186 code for a protein of 538 amino acids. Gene Ontology annotation, cellular component: nucleus. Gene Ontology annotation, biological process: regulation of lipid metabolic process; negative regulation of inflammatory response; cell differentiation. The record is from RefSeq and is a predicted model, not a curated record.